UGUGUUCGCAUGUAAACAAAGGGCGGGAAGGCAAGUGUCCCUGGUACGGGCUGCUGAGUUUGCUAAACUUAUAUUUACCAGCUUGUUUUUGUGUGUGACUUGACUUUUUGGAUAUUAGGAUUAAACUUCAAGCAAGAGAAACAGCAGAAUGGGAUCGACAUUGGAUGACACCUUCCGUAUCCUAAUAGCUACUGAUAAUCAUCUUGGCUAUGCAGAAAAGGAUCCUGAAAGAGGAAAUGACAGCUUUGAAACUUUUGAGGAAAUUCUGAAAAUGGCAGUAGAACAACAAGUGGACUUUAUCCUGCUUGGUGGUGAUUUGUUUCAUGAGAAUAAACCCUCCAGGCAGUGUCUUGUGAAAUGCAUGGAGCUUCUCCGCAAGUAUACCUUUGGAGACAAGCCUGUUUGCUUUGAGUACAUAAGUGAUCCAACUGAGAACUUCAAGAAUUCCAAGAACCCAAUGGUCAACUUUCAUGACCCAAAUCUCAAUGUUUCAAUUCCUGUGUUUUCAAUUCAUGGCAACCAUGAUGAUCCUUCAGGACUUGGUCAGUUUUGUGCUCUAGACAUGCUUUCAACAGCUGGCUUAGUCAACUAUUUUGGACGCACUGGAGACCUCAAGAACAUCACCAUCAGUCCUGUAUUGCUGGAAAAAGGAACAAACAAAUUGGCACUAUUUGGUUUGUCAUCCAUCAAAGAUGAGAGGCUCUUUAGAUUGUUCAAAGAAAAUAAGGUCAAGAUGAUGCGACCAAAGGAAUUCCACGACGAAUGGUUCAACAUCAUGGUGGUCCACCAGAACCACGCAAAACAUGGCAUGUCCAAUUACCUCCCAGAAGCUUUCUUGGACCCUUUCCUUCAUCUUGUCAUCUGGGGUCAUGAGCAUGAAUGUCUUAUUCAACCACGACUCAGUGCUGAUAAUUCGUUCCAUGUUGUACAACCAGGAAGUUCAGUUGUAACUUCAUUUUGUGCUGGUGAGGCUGUUGAAAAGCAUGUUGCUCUACUUGAGGUGAAUAAUAAGCAGUUGUUUAAUGUAACCCCUCUCAAGCUUGAGACUGUCCGGCCAUUUGUAUUUGAUGAUGUGUGCUUGGCUGAUCAAGAUCUGGAUUAUGUAAUUGGGAAUAAAGAAAGAAACCCAGUAGAGGAGUUUGUUGAAGAACACAUCCGUGGUAUGAUUUUGCAGGCCAAGGAACAACUCACAGGUCAUCCAAAACAACCCAAAAAGCCACUUAUCCGUCUUCGAGUUGUAUAUACAGAUGAGUCUCAGAUGUUCAACACAGCCAGAUUUAGCCACAAGUUUACAGAAGAUGUUGCAAAUCCCAAUGAAAUGAUCUUAUUCAAAAAAGAACGUAAAGAAAAAAAGAAAAAUGAGACUGGUAUUGAUAAGGAGGCCAUGGACGCAGUUUUUGCUGGUGAAGAUGUUGCAGAGACAAGAGUGGAGGAUCUUGUGGAGCAAUAUUUUUCAGAGCUGCAGGAUUACACACAGAAGCUAUUCUUACUCUCGGAGCGAGGUUUAGCAAAGGGGGUAAACACCUUUGUCGAGAAAGAUGACAGAGAUGCCAUCAGCACUGUUUUUCAGCAUCAAGUUAAGAAGACUGUGGACCACAUUUUAUCCGGAGAUGGAGAUAUUGAUGAGGAAAAUAUUUUGGAUGCAAUUAUCACCUAUCGAGAAGAAAGACUUACAAAGAAUAAUCCGCAGUUGGAGGAACAAGAGGCACAAGCAGCCUUAAGUAGUACAACAAGAGAGAGAAGAAGAGUUAGUGAUGAUGAUGAUGCGAUGAUGGAUGACAUUGAUAUGGAUGACCUCAGCCCUCCGCCAGCUAGAGGAAGAGGAUCGCGAGGAGGUCGUGGACGAGGCAGUAGAGGGUCCCGUGCUAGGGCAGCAAGCUCGUCAGCUAGCACCACUCAGACAUCAAGCAAAAAUCAGUUGUCGAUGAUUGGUGAUGGUUCUCCUAAGGUAUCACAAUCUUCAACCAGGGCACGAGCAUCACGAGGAAGAGGAAGGGCAGCGACAAGAAAUCAGAGUAUCAUGGAAUCAUUUUCUCGGGCCAGAACUGCUGCUUCAAGUCGUAAAGGAAUUGUCUAUGACAGUGAUGAUGAUUAGUAGAUCAGUUCCAGCUAUGAAUUGUUCACAUUAGAUAUAUUAGUAUUUCAUGACAAAGUGAUAUUUUAUAAUUAUUGUUUGUUCCACUCAUGCAUUACAUGAACUUCAAGAGAUUUUUUUUUUUAUCACUUACAAGGAAAUGAACCUCUGGUUUGUACAUAUAUUUUUUUUAUUAUGGUUUACAUAGAUUGCUAUUGUCUUUGGAUAUUCCAUGGUGCAGUACAAGGCAUGAAUCUUCCUACUUUUGUGUGAUGUACUACUAUUACCACUAACAAAGCAUGACAAAAAACCUGUCACCUCUGAAAUGUGGUAUGGCCAAUAUUCCAUCAUGUAGCAUCAGUUGUAAUUGUAUAUCAGCCAAAAGCAGGAAGAGAGUUGUCUCUUGUAUUUUGUAUAACUUCUUAUAUUCUUUGAAUUUU
Molecule: messenger RNA, 2514 nt
Organism: Penaeus vannamei (Pacific white shrimp)
Lineage: Eukaryota; Metazoa; Arthropoda; Malacostraca; Decapoda; Penaeidae
Gene: mre11
Product: double strand break repair nuclease mre11
Biological process (GO): mitochondrial double-strand break repair via homologous recombination; telomere maintenance; mitotic intra-S DNA damage checkpoint signaling
Cellular component (GO): Mre11 complex; nucleus; site of double-strand break
Molecular function (GO): single-stranded DNA endonuclease activity; 3'-5'-DNA exonuclease activity; manganese ion binding
Source: RefSeq, a predicted model, not a curated record